Molecule: messenger RNA, 1052 nt
Organism: Malus domestica (apple)
Lineage: Eukaryota; Viridiplantae; Streptophyta; Magnoliopsida; Rosales; Rosaceae
Product: putative Myb family transcription factor At1g14600
Molecular function (GO): DNA binding; DNA-binding transcription factor activity
Source: RefSeq, a predicted model, not a curated record
UAUGACCAAAACAAAGUAAUUAUAAACGAAAAGUAGUUGUAACAGGCCCUUUAUAAGUCGUCGGUCGUAGACUGAUCAACAUUUUUAUGGUUGCCGCUAGCUGCUGCCUGCGUUCAUAUUAAUUCUAGGUAGCUUGCCAUACUACUACCCCAUUCGCAUAUUAACUCAUUCAUCACAAAGCUUGUACUACAUGUGAAGAGAUCUCUAGAGCUCCGAGGAGGAUCCUCAAGCAUUAUUCUGAAUAUAUGCAUACGAAUUCGAUUACGAUGUCGAAGAAAGAAAUUAUGAAAGGUAGUUCUCAUAGAAUUGGAGUGAGGAAAUACCACAAAUCUGAGCUUCCACGCUUGCGGUGGACAUCUCAACUGCAUGAACUCUUUGUUGAAGCUGUUCAAAGCCUUGGAGGAAAAUACAAAGCCACUCCCAAGCGGAUUUUGCAGAUGAUGAGUGUGAAGGGACUGGAAAUUUCUCAUGUCAAAAGCCAUCUGCAGAUGUACAGGAGCUUCAAGGAUAAUAACAUCAAUAUUUUUUCUGAAGAUCACAGCAGUAGUGUCUUCUCCGCUUUCCCAAGUCAAACUCAUCAAAGGUCAUCAGAGAAUUAUGUAAGAUACGAUGAGCUAAAAGAUAUGGAAAAUGUAAUGCAUUCUGAAUCUGACGAGGAAGCUGCUGGCAAGCAACAUGCUAUACACCAGAAUACUCAUACAUCAGAACUCAGCAGAUUGUCUAUGGAUGAUCAAACUUGUCAACUGUACGGACUUUGUGAGCUCUCAUUGUCGUUUGAUCCGGUGACGAACCGAAACCAAAGAGAGAGACAGUUUCGGCCUUCAGCUGAUGAGCACUCUAGUUCGGAAUCAACCUCAACUGGCAAUUUCAGUAACAUUCAGGUUGCAGGCAAUCACAUAAACUUAGACUUAACCAUUUGAACAUUGUUUCUUCCGCUAUAGAUAGAAAUAUCUAUAAAUCCUUGCUUUAUCAAUAAGAAUUGGUCUACUGUAAAAAAAACACGAUCAAUUAGUACUACGACGAACGUUAUAGAUGUUCAAUUUUGCCGUCAA